CCGGGUCAUCUCACUUCUGGUGGGAGAAAGUAAAGCAGGGGAGAGAGAAAGAGAGGGAGCGGUCUGGUGCCUCUGCUCUUCACGUACAGUCUGACCCGAUGGGGCUUCAAGGUUAAAGAGAGACCCUAUAUUUAUCAGCCCCGACCCUCUGCUAUAGGCGUCCCGUUCCGUGCAUAAGAGCGACCACAGCAGAUUCCCUGGGAACGUGUCCACGCUCGAGACGUCUCCAGAGGCGCGCUUUGCCCAGUCGGUUCUUUUGUUGGUUCUUUCGGACCCGCGUUUCUCUCUGUGAGGAUACCCUCCUCCUCCUCCGUGCCUCCUCGUCUCCCCCGCCGUCGGCCGCUCAUCUCCCGCGGCGCUAUGGAUAUUCCUGCCGCCUGCCCCCUCCGGACGAAGCGGAGGUCGUGGCGCGCGGAGCUGCCCAGCCUCGCGCUUCUCACCGUGGCGCUCGCGCUGUUCCAGGCGCCGGUGGCCCGGGCAGAACCGGUGGACGUGCUGCGUGCGCUGCAGGUCCCCUCUCUCCCCGAGGGCGUGCGAAAGGUCCCGGGUUUCUGCGCCUCGCGUCGCCUUGGUAACCCAGACCACGCCUACCGCAUCUCCAAGAAGGCCCAGAUCUCCGCCCCCACCAAGCAGCUCUUCUCAGGCCGCUUCCCGGAGAACUUCUCCAUCAUGGCGCUGGUGAAGGCGCAGGCGGGCCUGCAGGCCUUCCUGCUGUCGGUGUACAGCGAGCAGGGCGUGCAGCAGCUGGGCGUGGAGCUGGGACGCUCGCCCGUCUUCCUGUACGAGGACCAGAGCGGCCGGCCGGCGCCCGAGGACUACCCGCUGUUCAAGGGGGUCAACCUGGCCGACGGGAAGUGGCACCGCGUGGCCAUCUCCGUCUCCAAGAAGAACGUGACGCUGCUGCUGGACUGUAAGAAGAAGAUGACGCGGCCGCUGGCGCGCGGGAACCACGCCGAGAUCGACACCAACGGCAUCACCGUGUUCGGAGCCCGCCUCUUGGACGAGGAGGUGUUCCAGGGGGACAUCCAGCAGCUGCUGAUCGCGUCCAACGCCCAGGCCGCGUACGACUUCUGCGAGCACUACAGCCCGGACUGUGACUCCCCGCUGCCCAAGACCCAGAGCCAGGACCCCAACACAUACAAGAAGGCAGCCAACGGGAAGCCGGUCCCCACUAAGGCCGCCCCGGUCAAAGCCAAACCUGCUGCGGUCAAGGCGGCCAAAGCCAACGCCGCUAAGGUGGUGGUCAAGCCUCUGAUGCCGACCAAGGCUGCGAAACCCGCAGUGGUCAAGCCGUCCAAAGCCAAGCCCACCGCCGUGGAGGUGCUCCUCGCAAAGAUCAGACCCACCGCGGCCGCAGCCAAGAAGUCCACCGCCGAGAAGAAGUUGAAGGCCGAGGGGAAGGCUAAAGCUAACGCUAACGGCAAGGCGGUCGUCACCAAAGCCACAAGCAGCACCAAGGUGUCCAACGGGAACGGCAAGGUGACGGUGGAGAAGAAGGUGGUGAAAACCGUGGUGGAGAAGAAGGUCAACGGGCUAGCCAAGGCUAACGGUAAAGCUGCCGCGGUGAAGACCAAGGCCACCGCCGCCGCCGCCGCCAACAAGAAGGCUAACGGCGCCGCGAAACCCGCCAAAACCGAGACCCCCACGAAGACCAAGGUCACUAAAGUCCAGAAGGCCGUGGUCAGCGCAACCAAGUCCGCCGCGACCAAGGCCCCGACCCCCAAACCGACCAACGCCCCCAAAGCCCAGACCCCCAAGGCCACCAAGGCAGCGGCCCCCAAGACCAGCCACGUCACCAAGGUGACCACCAUCGUCACCAAGGUCCCCGUGGUCAAGACCACCAUGAAGAGCUUCCUGCAGAGCAGCGCCACGAAGAGGACCGCCACCUCGCUGCCCGUGCUGCCGACCACGUCCAACGCCGUCCGCUCCAAACCCACCGUCGACCUGGACAACGUCAAGUCCCUCCACAAGCCCUUCCCGCCCUUCGGGAAGACGGCCCUGAGCGGCACCGGGCUCCCGGCGAAGAGGCCCACCAGCGGUUACCAACAGGAUGUUGAUACUGAGUAUUCCGACGCUGGCCCCGCCCCCAGUGAGACGGAGUAUUUGUAUGAGGAGGUCGCGGUGCAGCCGGAGGGUGAGCUGACCGGAGAAGAAGUGAGCGCCGUGCAGGUGGAGCAGAGCGUGGCGGGGGAGGAGGAGCUCCACGGCACCAAGGCGGGCGGCGAGGAGGUGCUGGAGCAGGAGCUGUUCACAGAGGAGUAUGUGACGGGCGAGGCGGGCCCCAGGGAGUACGACUACUCCUACAGGGACUACGGCGAGGCGCUGCCCGAGAGCCACGGCGGCGGCGCCGACCUGGGCGGCAUGGGCCCCGCCCUGUCCGCCGCCACGGACCAGGGAGGCGCCGCUGUUCGAGCCCAGAAAGGAGAAAAAGGAGAACAUGCUGUUCUAGAGCCUGGUAUGCUGAUCGAGGGACCUCCCGGAUCAGAGGGUCCUGCUGGUCUUCCCGGUCCCUCCGGCUCCUCCGGGCCUCCCGGCUCCGUAGGAGAUCCUGGCGAGAGGGGUCUGACAGGGAGGGCGGGUCUCUCUGGAGCUGAUGGUCUCCCUGGACCUCCUGGUACCUCCGUCAUGCUGCCCUUCCGCUUCGGCCAGAGUGGAGGAUCUAAGGGACCCUCGGUGUCAGCUCAGGAAGCUCAGGCCGCAGCCAUCUUGUCUCAGGCCAGGAUGGCGCUGAAGGGACCGUCCGGAGCCAUGGGCUUCACCGGCCGACCCGGACCCAUGGGGAACCCUGGGAGUUAUGGGUUCAAGGGCGAGGGCGGAGACCCCGGAGCACAGGGCCCGAGGGGUCCUCAGGGGCUAUUGGGACCUCCCGGCAAAUCAGGAAGAAGGGGUCGUGCUGGAGCCGAUGGCGCCAGAGGCAUGCCAGGAGAGUCAGGGUCCAAGGGCGACCGUGGGUUCGACGGGCUGCCCGGUCUCCCUGGCGAUAAGGGCCACAGGGGCGACACGGGACCCAUGGGCCCACUGGGCUCUCAGGGAGAGGACGGAGAGAGGGGCGACGACGGAGAGCUGGGACAGCGAGGACUCUCAGGUGAACCCGGACCUCGUGGAUUGCUGGGACCUAAGGGCCCUCCUGGGAUUGGUGGACCUCCGGGCGUCCGCGGUAACGACGGCCCCCACGGACCCAAGGGAAACCUGGGACCACAAGGAGAGCCAGGUCCUCCAGGCCAGCAGGGAACCUCAGGGACUCAGGGCAUGCCAGGACCUCAAGGAGCCAUUGGACCACCAGGGGAGAAGGGCCCCACAGGCAAGCCGGGGCUCCCAGGGAUGCCCGGAGCCGACGGCCCCCCGGGUCACCCAGGAAAGGAGGGCCCCUCUGGAACCAAGGGGAACCAGGGCCCCAGCGGCCCCCAGGGGACGAUAGGGUACCCAGGGCCCCGAGGACUCAAGGGAACUCAAGGCAUUCGCGGUCUGAAGGGACACAAAGGAGAGAAGGGGGAGGAUGGUUUCCCAGGAGUUAAGGGAGAUUUUGGAGUCAAAGGAGAGAGGGGCGAGCUGGGCGUCCCAGGCCCCAGGGGGGAGGACGGUCCCGAGGGGCCCAAGGGCCGCGUGGGGCCCCCGGGUGAACUGGGACCCAUCGGUCUGGUCGGAGAGAAGGGAAAACUUGGCGUUCCCGGCCUUCCUGGUUAUCCUGGAAGACAAGGGCCGAAGGGUUCUCUUGGAUUCCCUGGGUUCCCCGGGUCAAACGGAGAGAAGGGAGCCAGGGGUCUGGGCGGCAAAGCUGGACCACGAGGACAGAGAGGACCAACGGGACCCAGAGGACAGAGAGGGCCAAGGGGGGGUACCGGUAAAUCCGGAGCCAAGGGAACCUCAGGAAGUGACGGACCCCACGGACCACUAGGAGAGAGGGGUCUGCCCGGCGCCCAGGGAGCCAACGGAUUCCCCGGACCCAAAGGACCUCCCGGCCCUCCAGGGAAAGACGGACUGCCCGGUCACCCAGGACAGAGAGGAGAAGUGGGUUUCCAAGGUAAAGUGGGACCACCAGGACCCCCUGGAGUUGUCGGACCUCAGGGCCCGUCAGGAGAGACCGGUCCAUUGGGAGAGCGGGGCCACCCAGGGCCCCCGGGACCCCCUGGGGAGCAGGGUCUGUCAGGACCUUCAGGGAAAGAGGGCACCAAGGGAGACCCCGGUCCAGCAGGAGGCCCUGGCAAGGACGGACCCGCAGGCCUGAGGGGCUUCCCUGGGGAGCGAGGCCUGCCCGGCACCCCCGGAGGCGGUGGUUUGAAGGGAAGCGAAGGACCUGCUGGACCCCCUGGACCCGCGGGGUCCCCCGGAGAGAGAGGAGGCGCCGGCACCGCUGGCCCCAUCGGACCCCCCGGCCGACCAGGCCCCCAGGGGCCCCCCGGAAACGCUGGGGAGAAAGGAGGACCUGGUGAGAAGGGUCCUCUUGGGCCAGCAGGACGAGAUGGAGUCCAGGGGCCCGUUGGUCUGCCCGGAGCCGCAGGAACCCCUGGGGUGCCCGGAGAGGACGGAGACAAGGGUGAAGUUGGAGAGCACGGCCAGAAGGGGGCGAAGGGAGGCAAGGGCGAGCACGGCCCUCCCGGACCACCAGGACCUUUGGGCCCCCUGGGCCAGCCUGGAUCCGCUGGAGCCGAUGGAGAGCUGGGACUCAGGGGGCAGCAGGGGCCGUUCGGCUCCAAGGGAGACGAAGGCUCCAGAGGGUUCCCCGGGGCCCCCGGACCCAUCGGACUACAGGGCCUUCCAGGACCCUCCGGAGAGAAGGGUGAGACCGGCGAUGUUGGACCCAUGGGCCCCCCCGGACCCCCUGGCCCACGCGGCCCUGCUGGUUCCAGCGGCGCUGAUGGUCCCCAAGGACCCCCCGGUGGGAUAGGUAACCCUGGACCCCUGGGAGAGAAGGGAGAGGCGGGUGAGGGCGGACCCCCGGGUAUUGGAGGAGAGCCAGGGAAGAAGGGUCCCCGUGGAGAGCGAGGGGAGAAGGGAGAGUCGGGGCAACCGGGACUAUCCGGUCCAUCCGGAGGACGAGGAAGACCAGGAGACGACGGACCUAAAGGAAACCCGGGUCCCGUUGGUUUCCCUGGCGAUCCCGGACCCCCCGGAGAGCUCGGACCCAGAGGUCAGGACGGAGCCAAGGGAGACCGAGGAGAGGACGGAGAGCAAGGAGAAGCUGGUUCCCCGGGACCCACCGGAGAGAACGGACCCCCUGGACCUCUUGGGAAGAGGGGCCCUGCCGGAACCAAAGGACCCGAAGGAAGACAGGGGGAGAAGGGAACCAAGGGAGACUCCGGCGCUGUCGGCGCCCCAGGAAAGACGGGCCCCGUGGGGCCCCAGGGACAGCUAGGGAAGCCCGGAACCGAGGGUCUCAGAGGCCUGCCCGGAUCCGUGGGGGAGCAGGGGUCUCCUGGCCUGGCCGGACAGAAGGGACCUCCAGGACCUCUGGGUCCUCCUGGUCUGCCUGGGCUGAGAGGAGAUCCAGGCUCCAAGGGAGUGAAGGGUCACCCGGGUCUGAUCGGUCUGAUCGGACCCCCCGGGGAGCAGGGCGAGAAGGGAGACCGGGGCAUGAUCGGCUCCCACGGCACCGGGGGACCCAAGGGAGAGACCGGUCUGUCUGGAGCCACCGGACCACUAGGACCCUCUGGACCCCCCGGUCUGCCUGGUCCUCAAGGAAUCAAGGGAGCGAAGGGAUCUAGUGGUGGAUCAGGACCCAAGGGAGAGAAGGGUAUACCUGGCGCUGCUGGAGCCCCUGGCCCCCCCGGCGACGUCAUCCAGCCACUGCCCAUCCAGCGCAGCCCCAAGUCCAAGCGCUCCAUCGACGCCAGCAAGAUGAUGUGGGAGUCGGAGGCGGAGCAGGCGGACGCCCCCGGGGCGGCGGCGGCGGCGGGCGGCGAGGGCCUGGAGGAGAUCUUCGGCUCGCUCAACUCGCUGCGGCAGGAGAUCGAGACCAUGCGCUUCCCGCUGGGAACCCGGGACAGCCCCGCCCGCACCUGCCAGGACCUGCUGCUCAGCCAGCCAGGGCUCCCCGACGGAGAGUACUGGAUCGACCCCAACCAGGGCUGCUCGCGGGACUCCUUCAAGGUGUUCUGUAACUUCACCAGCGGAUCGGCCGAGACCUGCCUGUACCCCAGCCGGGCCAGCAACACUGUGAAGAUGGACACCUGGGAGACGGAGACCCCCGGGUCCUGGUACAGCAGCUUCGCCGCAGGAAGCAAGUUCUCCUACGUGGACGCCAGCGGGGAGCCGGUGGGCGUGGUCCAGCUGGGCUUCCUGAGGCUGCUGAGCGUCCAGGCGCGUCAGAACCUCACCUACCACUGCCAGCGCUCGGUGGCCUGGGCCGACCGCAGCGCCAAGGAUGGCCACCAGAGGGCGCUGCAGCUGCAGGCCGCCAACGACGAGGAGCUUAGCUACCAGACCUACCCCUACAUCAAGGCCCUGGUGGACGGCUGCUCUUACCGUAAGGGCCUGGACCGGACGGUGCUGGAGGUGAACACGCCACAGGUGGAGCACCUUCCUCUGAUGGACGUCAAGGUGACAGACUUUGGGGAGAGCAACCAGCAGUUUGGUCUGGAAGUCGGACCUGUUUGCUUCCAGGGCUAAACACACACACACACAAGCACACACACACACACACAAUGACCAAGAACCACACACACACGCAUGCACUUAGAGAUACAUGUCGACAUGGUAACAGCUGCCCUACUAAUUUGUAAAUUAUCUUGUAAAUGAUAUGAAACACACACACACACACUCACACACACACACACACACACAUCAUAGAGCACCUAAACACACUUCUAUAGACACACACUCAGACACGCUCAUAAACACACACUCUUUUUGGGAGACAACCAAUCACUCGCCUUGGGGGAAAAAGACCCCUCCCAACUUCAAAAUGGACGCCAACCCAUGGGGACCUCGGGAAGUGUCACGAAGAGGACCGCAUCCAACGGCCAAUAGGAAGACAGAAGAGGACGGUUACUUCAGGAUGAAACGUGUUCUUCUGACAUCACAGAAUAAGCCCCUGCCCCUUGUGGGAGGAGCAGGCGACUCGGUUUAGCCCCGCCCCCUUCUCCGCCCACUCUCCAAGCUGUCAGUCACUCCUCUCCUCCGCGCUGGACUCCUCCGUGAGAGAAGAUCGUUUCUCCACGCUAACAACAUCUUGUUCGCUCUACUAUUGCUUUCGAUAUUUUAUUUACUAUUUAAAAAAAAUACACUGCCUGCUUAAUCCAGAACAAAUAUACCCCUUCUAUCUUGCCGGUGUGUUGCAUUGUGGUUAAUGUAGUCCAAGUGGAGGCAACAGGAAGGUGACCUUUAGGAGAAUCCAAAUGCCCCCCGCCCCCCCAAGAGAGCAGCGUUAAGAACAGGACCAGCAGACCCCAGACCAGCUGUAGACCCCCCCCCCAGGGAGACGAAGGCAGUCCAGUCCAGUUGUACAGAGAUAGUAUUCUAUUGUAUUUAUUUAAAUAAGCCCAGCAGGGUGCUUUGGGAUCCAACUGAACCAGAACAUCAGGGGCUGCUUGGGGUCAUGACCCUAGUCCCCCGCCCCAUAUCGUAUUCACUGGUCUGAAGGUUCUGUCAGCUGGGGCUGCUUAGGUCCCACCUGGUCCCAUGACCUCGGGGUUCCAUCAGGGGGGAGGAGGGGGGAGGUAGAGGGGGGAGGUAUAGGGGUCCGUAUGGCAGGGAGGAGUGGGUGGUACCCUUCCCCAAGAGUCCGGAGAACCGCCCAGAACCGGAUCCAUUAUGUUUAUUAUUUUUGUUGGAGAAACAAUGUUUUGACAACAAUCAUGGUGCUGGAAAAAAGAAAAAGUAUUAUUUUAUAAUGUGUGUAAGUAAUUUUUUUAAAUUCUUGUUUCUGUAAUAUAUAACCUUUUUAAAAAGA
Molecule: messenger RNA, 7888 nt
Organism: Gadus morhua (Atlantic cod)
Lineage: Eukaryota; Metazoa; Chordata; Actinopteri; Gadiformes; Gadidae
Gene: col11a2
Product: collagen, type XI, alpha 2
Exons: 65
Coding region: 361-6606 (2081 amino acids)
Cellular component (GO): extracellular matrix
Molecular function (GO): extracellular matrix structural constituent
Source: RefSeq, a predicted model, not a curated record